AUGUCCGCAAUAAAAGGUGCGGCAGCGUACAAGAAAAAGGCCGGUAUGCUGUCUCUAAACGAAGAGGUUAUACCGCCUGUGCUGGUGUGGAGAUGUAUUGAUGAUACGGUGGCGAUUCCACUCGUGGAAGUUCAGCUAGACAAAAUUACGAACCUAAAGGCAACACCAGCCACUUCUGAAAAGAUGAUGUUGAAGAUUAUAACGAAUGACCCUGCUGCUACGGUUCCAGCAACUCCAUCUAGCGAGGUGGUUUUCUCUUUUAACAGCAGGGCAACCAUGGAGGAGAUACAAAGGGCAUUACAGCAAGUGAUAGCGAGACGGAAGGCCUCGUUAUUGGCUGCCGAAUCUGCUCGAGAGUUAAGUUUGAGUGGAACUCCAGUUCCACAAGCUGAUACAAAGCGCUCUCAGUCCCUGGGGCCGCAAUCGGGAUCAGACGAAGAGACUUUGGCUACGUUAACGGACCCACAGAAGCUGCUUAGAAAUCAUCAGUUACAACAGAAGCUCUUGAUGAGCAACAAGAAGCUCAUGGCGACGUUCAAGGAAGUGGUGAUGAACAGUGGACUGGACCCUGAGGAGUUCUGGAGUACGCGGAUUAACCUGCUGCGGUCAUUUGCUGUUCAAAACAAUCAGAAGAGAGGCUCCUAUAAUGUCCUGAGCACGAUAAAACCUGUGGCUAGUAGCGACAACGAGGUGAAUGUUUCGGUGACGAGAGAGAAAAUCCACGAGAUUUUCAACCAGUAUCCUAUAGUGAGGAAAGCAUAUGACGACUGUGUUCCCAAAAUCAGCGAGGGUGAUUUCUGGUCGCGAUUUUUCAGCUCAAAGUUGUUCAGGAAGCUGAGAGGUGAAAAAAUCAAUCCCUACGAUCGUGGCGAUGUCAUGUUAGACAAGUAUCUGUAUGCGGACGCAGAUUAUGAUGGUGAAGAAGAAGAAGUUGAAACAUCUCCUUCUUCGAAAACUCAUCCGACAACGUCUCCCUCUGGAUCACCAGUCCAAAAGAAGCAUAAAUCAAAGAACAUUGAUGACAUACACAUCAACAAGAUCAUAGACGUUAUGGGUAACGAAGAGGAUAACUCGCAGAAGCUGGGAAACGCUCCCGAUAUCACGAUGAGGGCUGGAAAGAAUCAGGAUAUGUUGUCCAUAAUGAAGACUAUGAACAGAUUAUCAAGGCGAAUGUUGAAGAGCACUGGUGUUGACAUUGAGGAGGAGGAUCCCGAGAAAGAAGAGCAGGAGAACGAAGAGGAGCUAGAGUUGAAUGACCUACGUGAGACUCACGAGACUGAGUACAAUGAGAUCAACUUUAAGGUGAAUUCCAACAAGCACUCGGAUUUGAUUAAAAAUAUACCGAAGGAUAGUUCUCCAUUGAAUCCCCAGGAAUGGUAUGCAGAGUUUCUGUCUGAGUUGAAAGGCUACUUCAAGGUAGGAAUUGAUCUGCAGGAGGUUUACAAUAGCGAUGAAAAGAAAAAGGGGAUAAGAGAAGCUUCUCAUGAGAUCGAGAGGUUGGUGAGACAGAAUGCCAGGCAAAGCUCUCAUGGAUGGCAUGCAAUCAAGUUUUCAGCCUCCGACGCUUCUUCUUUGAGUUCCAUCCAAGACCAAAGUGUUCACAACGAAGAUGCGGAGGUUGAUCCUUCGUUCUUGGGACUUGAUCCGGCCACAAUAGAACAGCUGAGACUCACCCAUAGCACUUCCGUGGAGUUUUUGUGUCAUUUCUGGCUUGGUUUCAACGAGUCCGCAACAGCUGAUAAGGCCAAACUCGUCCAGCUCAGGAAGCUUUAUCUUUCUAUCAAAAAGUGCCAGGACCGUGUUGGAGCAACCAUCAACAAUAUUGAGGAAAGGUUCAAGAAUGUGAAGAACGAGGAUGGAGAGUUGGUUGUGGCCAAAGCAAGAGAGUUGAUGGAUCCAUUAUCGGUCAGUCUAGACCGUGCCAUACAGAAAUAUCAGCUAGCAAUGAUGCCUACCUCCGGAAAUAAUGCCUAA
Messenger RNA from Kuraishia capsulata CBS 1993, 1974 nucleotides. RefSeq lists its product as uncharacterized. NCBI's taxonomy places the organism in Eukaryota, Fungi, Ascomycota, Pichiomycetes, Pichiales, Pichiaceae. Gene Ontology annotation, cellular component: transcription factor TFIIH holo complex; transcription factor TFIIH core complex. The transcript has a single exon. Bases 1 to 1974 code for a protein of 657 amino acids. Gene Ontology annotation, biological process: transcription by RNA polymerase II; nucleotide-excision repair; transcription by RNA polymerase I. The record is from RefSeq and is a predicted model, not a curated record.